Molecule: messenger RNA, 1316 nt
Organism: Pseudo-nitzschia multistriata
Lineage: Eukaryota; Bacillariophyta; Bacillariophyceae; Bacillariales; Bacillariaceae
Source: the annotation of a GenBank genome assembly
CGUGGUUGGUGAGGAAAAAAGAAGAUUUUAUAGAUCCACAGAUGCAAGAAAGUUUGUACGACUUGCAGUCCUCUGGGAAACUAAUUGCGCUUAAGGAGUUACUUAGAGACGCAGGUUUUGCUUUCCGAGAGCUUACUGCUGCUGACAAUGACAUGUCCCUUAUAUAUUGCGGCAGAGACGAAGACCAGAUGUCUGAUACUGAUGACCACGAGAAGAUUUUGAUGCCUGAUUGUCAAGAUUCUUCCGGGGACGAACUGAGGCAACAUCAAUUGAACAGGCAAGAGUCGAGAUGCUUGAUAUUUGCUCAGUUUACACAGAGCCUGGACAUUGUGGAAGAACUUCUCAUAAAGCGAUAUAUGCCAUCCAUGAAGUACCUCCGACUAGAUGGCAAAGUUCCAGUACCCCAAAGAACGAUUGUUGUUGACAAGUUUAACCGCGAUGAAAGCUUCAAGUUGUUGCUCUUGACGACCAAAAUAGGGGGAUUGGGGUUGAAUAUAACCGGUGCAGACACAGUGAUUUUCCUGGAACACGAUUGGAAUCCGCACUCAGAUCUUCAAGCUAUGGAUCGAGCCCAUCGCAUUGGGCAGAAACGAACCGUUCAUGUGUACCAACUGGUAACAAUGAAUUCGAUUGAAGAAAAAACAAUGAUGCUUCAGGAACGAAAACUGGCCAUGAGUAACGCUAUUAUCAAUACCAACAAUUCGUCAAUGUAUAGUAUGGGAACCGACUGUUUGCUCGAUAUCUUCCAGUUUCGAAGUGAAUCGGCCUCCUCCGCAAAAUCAUCUCAUACUGAUUUCGAUAUUGACAACACCAUAGACACUUUGGUCGAACGCUAUCAAGACGAAUAUAAAAGUCUCUCACUCAGAGACUUCCUCGCGGGAUUUGAGCCUACACAAAAGAAAUGAAUUCUAUCUACAUCAAAAUUCAUAAAUUUCACACGUCACUAAUGUAUCGUUGAAGUGAGUAUCCCUGACAAAUAUUAAAUAUUAAACCUAUAUGAUCUCGUUAGCUCACUGCUGAGCCAUACACUGAAAUACCAACCUCUCCACUGCCAAUGCAUUAUUUCAUUGAACCUAAGUUACCUAUCAUAACAAAAAAAUCAUGGAAUUCAUCAGUGGUGAUAACGUCAAAAACGACAGAGUUUAGCAAUUUAAGUUGAAUGUAAGAGAAGUAACCCCAGAAUUCAGGAUGAAGCGUCUGCGAGGCCAUGCUGUUGGUUUCAAUAUGAUAUCAAUUUUGGAUGUAAAAAUAGCUCAGCUAUUUUUCUGGCUACUAAUAGAGUGAGUGGUGAAGAAAAAUAAGUGAUAAAAACAUGU